This is a messenger RNA of Coregonus sp. 'balchen', 19719 nucleotides long. Lineage: Eukaryota; Metazoa; Chordata; Actinopteri; Salmoniformes; Salmonidae. The record is from the annotation of a GenBank genome assembly.
AUGGAGUUAAAGAAGGAUCGUGAGUGGCCCCCAGGGGAGCCUGCUCCUUCUCCCCCCAACUCUGUCUGCUGUAGGAAAAUCACACUGGCUUUUAUCCUCGUCUUAUUCAUCAGCGUCUUUGUGGGCUUGUUGGUUGGUGAGUCAUGUGACUUACGUCAUGCUUAUUACAGAUAAUGUAUCGGCUAUUUGAAUAGUAAUAAUCAAUUGCAUACAGAUGUUUGAUCCUCUCUGACAUCAUCAGCAUACUUGGUGCAAGAGGAGCAUUACUUCAUGGAGACAGUAGAGCUGAAGGGUCUGAAGUAUGGCCCUGACCUGCAAGAUGAGAGCUCUGCAUUCUCUAUAGUGCUCACUUCUACUCUAAGGACUAAGGUAAGAGCUGACUGCAAUGAGAUCCUGGGGCCUGAUUUCAUGGCACAUAUUCACAUUUUAAUGAUUUUAUUAAUAAAUAGUUCAAAUCUUUCCAUCCACUUGCAGAUCAAGAAUAUUUUCAUUGCCUCGUCAAUAGCACAUCACUAUAUCAACUGUAAUAUUGUUGCCUAUGGGUAAGUCCAAAGAUAAUUAAUGUUACGUUGAAUAAUAAUAUAUGCCAUUUAGCAGAUGCUUUUAUCCAAAGCGACUUACAUGCAUGCAUACAUUUUAUGUAUGGGUGGUCCCGGGAAUCAAACCCACUAUCCUGGCAUUACAAGUGCCAUGAUCUACCAACUGAGCUACAGAGGACCACACAUACUUAAAUGAAAUGUAUAGUAAAAGAGUGUUUUAGAACCUUUAAUAUUUUGUUUACUUUAAUUUGAUGUCUCCCUUUAUUCCAGUAACAUCAAUGGCGAUGUGAUGGCCACAUACCGACUGGUCUUCAGCGUGUCCAAGGUCCAGCAGUACUCUGAUAAUUUUAUUCAGGACCUUUUGAGGGUAGGACUGAAUGCCCUGUUCCAUGGGAAGCCCAUAGAAGUGCCUGAGUUUGGAGAGAUCAACACUAUUGUCUUACUGGGUACUGUGUCAUCUUUUUUUGUCUGAUAGAUAUGAUGUAUGAUAGAAAAUCCCACUCAAACACUCUGAUUGACACAUAUCCUGAUUGUAGUUACAAGACAAUGUUUCGACCAAAACAGAUCAAGAUAUGUAGAGAAAGAGGGGGUAUAGAUAUUGCAUAGUUCACAACUAUCAUUAAAGUGUAUAGUUACAUAAUAUGUCAUGCUUUCUUCCUCAUCCAAUCUUUUAUUUUCAUGUUCACUACCCAGGGGCCAGUGGGAAGUCAUUCUAUAGCAUUGGAGAUGAUAUGGGUGAGUGUUUCUAUUCUACCCUAAUCUUGAUUGCUCUAAAAAAGUCAAGGCGCCGCGGGUCAGGGUUUUCUAUCUGACCGUAUGAUACUGUCUCUCCCCAGCCAGCUGUCCCGACAACACUUUCAGCUGUGACAAUGGGGAGUGUGUCACCAAGGUCAACGCCGAGUGUGAUUUCAUCCCAGACUGUGCCGACGGCUCUGAUGAAGCUUACUGCUGUGAGUGCUCUUUAACCUCUAUGACUGACAGACUGACAGACAGACAUGACAGACAGAAACACCAGAACAUACAACUUUCACAAUAUACUAACUGACUGCUGUUGUCCCCAGCCUGUGGGACUCGUCCGGCCAUGGGCAGUAGAAUAGUGGGUGGAGUGGAUGCCCGUCCUGGGGAGCUGCCCUGGCAGGUCAGUCUGAGGCUGCAUGGCCGACACAACUGUGGAGCCUCCAUCAUCAACAGCCAUUGGCUUGUCACUGCUGCUCACUGCUUCGAGAAGUAGGUUACUACACCAUGCACCGGUUUCCACUAGAUAGCACAGCCACAAAGUCAAAAUUGGCUAUAUCGUAAAAAUGUGGUCUUCAUUUAAGGUUAGGGUUAGGCAUAAGGUUAGCAGUGUGGUUAAGGUUAGGGUUAAGGUUAGGUUUAAAAUCUCAUUUUAAGAAGAGAAAUUGUAGAAAUAGGUGUGGUUUCUGACUUUGUGGCUGUGGUAACUAGUGACGACCCCUUGCACCUGUCAAUAGACUUGCCACACAUACAGUGGUGUGAAAAAGUGUUUGCCCCCUUCCUUAUUUGUUAUUUGUUUGCCACACUUAAAUGUUUCAGAUCAUCAAACAAAUGUAAAUAUUAGUCAAAGAUAACACAAGUAAACACAAAAUGCAGUUUUGAAAUGAAGGUUGUUAUUAUUAAGGGAAAACAAAAUCCAAACCUACAUGGCCCUGUGUGAAAAAGUGUUUGCCCCCCCUGUUAUAACACAACUCAACUGUGGUUUAUCACACCUGAGUUCAAUUCCUCUAACCACACCCAGGCCUGAUUACUGCCACACCUGUUCUCAAUCAAGAAAUCACUUAAAUAGGACCUGCCUGACAAAGUGAAGUAGACCAAAAGAUCCUCAAAAGCUAAACAUCAUGCCGAGAUCCAAAGAAAUUCAAGAACAAAUGAGAAAGAAAGUAAUUGAGAUCCAUCAGUCUGGAAAAGGUUAUAAAGCCAUUUCUAAAGCUUUGGGACUCCAGCGAACCACAGUGAGAGCCAUUAUCCACAAAUGGCGAAAACAUGGAACAGUGGUGAACCUUCCCAGGAGUGGCCGGCCGACCAAAAUUACCCCAAGAGCGCAGCGACAACUCAUCCAAGAGGUCACAAAAGACCCCACAACAACAUCCAAAGAGCUGCAGGCCUCACUUGCCUCAGUUAAGGUCAGUGUUCAUGACUCCACCAUAAGAGACUGGGCAAAAAUGGCCUGCAUGGCAGAGUUCCAAGACGAAAACCACUGCUGAGCAAAAAUAACAUUAAGGUUUGUCUCAUUUUUGCCAGAAAACAUCUUGAUGAUCCCCAAGACCUUUGAGAAAAUACUCUGUGGACUGACGAGACAAAAGUUGAACUUUUUGGAAGGUGUGUGUCCCAUUACAUCUGGCGUAAAAGUAACACCGCAUUUCAGAAAAAGAACAUCAUACCAACAGUACAAUAUGGUGGUAGUAGUGUGAUGGUCUGGGCCUGUUUUGCUGCUUCAGGACCUGGAAGACUUGCUGUGAUAAAUGGAACCAUGAAUUCUGCUGUCUACCAAAAAAUCCUGAAGGAGAAUGUCCGGCCAUCUGUUCGUGACCUCAAGCUGAAGCGAACUUGGAUUCUGCAGCAGGACAAUGAUCCAAAACACACCAGCAAGUCCACCUCUGAAUGGCUGAAGAAAAACAAAAUGAAGACUUUGGAGUGGCCUAGUCAAAGUCCUGACCUGAAUCCUAUUGAGAUGCUGUGGCAUGACCUUGAAAAGGCAGUUCAUGCUCAAAUCCUCCAAUGUGGCUGAAUUACAACAAUUCUGCAAAGAUGAGUGGACCAAAAUUCCUCCACAGCGCUGUAAAAGACUCAUUGCAAGUUAUCGCAAACGCUUGAUUGCAGUUGUUGCUGCUAAGGGUGGCCCAACCAGUUAUUAGGUUGUAGGGGGCAAUCACUUUUUCACACAGGGCCAUGUGGGUUUGGAUUUUGUUUUCCCUUAAUAAUAACAACCUUCAUUUCAAAACUGCAUUUUGUGUUUACUUGUGUUAUCUUUUACUAAUAUUUACAUUUCUUUGAUCUGAAACAUUUAAGUGUGACAAACAUGCAAACAAAUAAGAAAUCAGGAAGGGGGCAAACACUUUUUCACACCACUGUAGGCUAUCAAGGUGGAGAAGUGAGGAGUGAUUGUGUCAGUUUGAAGUUGAGUGAAUUGACUACUCUUUUCCAACUCCCUACAGGGACAAUGACCCAAAAGAAUGGACAGCCCUGGUAGGAGCCAUCCUGGUGAGUGGAGAAGAGUCAGACGCCAUCUCUGUGAACAUCAAGUCUGUGUUUGUGUCCCCACACUACAACCCUAUGACCACUAACAACGAUGUGACCAUGCUGGAGCUAGAGACCCCCCUCACCUUCAGCCCCUACAUCCAGCCUGUCUGUCUGCCCUCCUCCUCCCAUGUCUUCAGCCCAGGCCGGAACUGUGUGGUGUCUGGCUGGGGGGCUCUCAACCAGCAUUCCUGUGAGUUACCUUUGAAUUUGUUUUUAUAACCACAGCAUUUUCCCAAAAGUCACACCUUUGUAAGUUACCUUUUGUAUUGUAGUGCUCACUGACCCUGUUCUCUGUUGUGCUGUGUAGUUGAUACGCCACCAGCUCUACAGAAGGCAGUGGUGAAUAUCAUUGAUUCAAAGGUCUGCAACAAGUCGUCCGUUUACAGAGGCUCUGUGACCGACAACAUGAUGUGUGCUGGCUUCUUACAGGGGAAGGUCGACUCCUGUCAGGUGAGAAAGCGAUGAGCCUGAAAAGCUAUCCACUUGCAGUCUGACUUUUUUGGUUCCCCUACAUGGUGGCUCUAUUUAAGUAAUAAGGCCAGAGGGGGUGUGGUAUAUGGUCAAUAUACCACGGCGAAGGGCUGUUCUUACGCAGGACGCAACGCAGAGUGCCUGGACACAGCCCUUAGCCGUGGUAUAUUGGCCAUAUACCUCAAACCGAGGUGCCUUAUUGCUAUUAUAAACUGGUUACCAAUGUAAUUAGAACAGUAAAAAAUAUUUUGGGGACAUACCUGUGGUAUACCCACGGCUUUCAGCCAAUCAGCAUUCAGGGCUCUAACCACCAAGUUUAUAAUACAUACUGUAUACAUGUCCUUUCUUUUGUUGUGUGGAAUGUGUACUUAGAGUUCAAAUAACACAUUGACCCUUAGGGCUGUCCUACAAAUAGUGGGCUGGGUUUAUGGCAUGUUGACAUGCUUAUUAAAUUCCCUGAUUUUGUAUUAAAUCACUAUCAGGGUGACUCUGGAGGGCCACUGGUGUGUGAGGAGGCCCCAGGGCGGUUCUUCCUGGCUGGAGUGGUGAGCUGGGGUGUGGGCUGUGCUCAGAUCAACAGGCCAGGGGUCUAUUCCCGCGUCACCAGGCUACGCAACUGGAUCCUCAGCCACACCAACCCUGGCAUGGUCCACUACCCUGCCCACACCCCGCCAAUGGUGCCAGUUCCGACACCAACAGUCAGUCCUAUUUCCAAGACAAUGGCAGCAGCUCCACUCCUGCCUGGUAAUAUUGGAAGCAAGGUUAUAGGGACAUUUUAGGUAGUUGAUGUUUGAUAAUACAGGAUAUACAGUGCAUUUGGAAAGAAAUUCGACCCCUUGACUUUUUACACAUUUUGUUACUUUACAGCCUUAUUCUAAAAUUGAUUAAAUUGUUUUUUCCCCUCAUCAAUCUACACCCAAUACCCCAUAAUGACAAGGCAAAAACAGGUUUUUAGAGUUUUUUGCAAAAAAAUAAUACAAAAUACUGAAAUAUCACAUUUACAUAAGUAUUCAGAGCCUUUAGUCAGUAUUUUGUUGAAGCACCUUUGGCAGCGAUUACAGCCUUGAGUCUUCUUGGGUAUGAUGCUGCAAACUUGGCACACCUCUACUUGUGGAGUUUCUCCCAUUUUUCUCUGCAGAUCAUCUCAAGCUCUGUCAGGUUGGAUGGGGAGCAUCGCUGCACAGCUAUCGUAAGGUCUAUCCAGAGAUGUUAGAUCGGGUUCAGGUCCGGGCUCUGGCUGGGCCACUCAAGGACAUUCAGAGACUUGUCCCGAAGCCAAUCCUGUGUUGUCUUGGCUGUGUGCUUAGGGUCGUUGUCCUGUUGGAAGGUGAACCUUUGCCCCCAGUCAAGGAUCUCUCUGUACGUUGCUCUGUUCAUCGCUCUGUUCAUCAUUCCCUCGAUCCUGACUAGUCUCCCAGUCCCUGCAGCUGAAAUACAUCCCCACAGCAUGAUGCUGCAACCACCAUGCUUCACCGUAGGGAUGGUGCCAGAUUUUCUCCAGACGUAACGCUUGGCAUUCAGGCCAAAGAGUUCAAUCUUGGUUUCAUCAGACCAGAGAAUCUUGUUUCUCAUGGUCUGAGAGUCCUUUAGGUGCCUUUUGGCAAACUCCAAGUGAACCUUCCAGAAGGACAACUAUCUCUGCAGCACUCCACCAAUCAGGCCUUUUACUGAGGAGUGGCUUCCGUCUGGCCACUCUGAUUGGUGGAGUGCUGCAGAGAUAGUUGUCCUUCUGGAAGGUUCUCCCAUCUCUACAGAGGAACUCUGGAGCGGUGUCAGAGUGACCAUCGGGUUCUUGGUCACCUCCCUGACCAAGGUCCUCCCCCAAUUGCUCAGUUUGGCCGGGUGGCCAGCUCUAGGAAGAGUCUUGGUGGUUCCAAACUUCUUACAUUUAAGAAUGAUGGAGGCCGCUGUGUUCUUGGGGACCUUCAAUGCUGCAGAAAUGUUUUGGUACCCUUCCCCAGAUCUGUGCUUCGACACAAUACUGUCUCGGAGCUCUACGGACAAUUCCUUCGACCUCAUGGCUUGGUUUUUGCUCUGACAUGCACUGUCAACUGUGGGACCUUAUAUAGACAGGUGUGCGCCUUUCCUAAUCAUGUCCAAUCAUUUGAAUUUACCACAGGUGGACUCCAAUCAAGUUGUAGAAACAUCUCAAGGAUGAUAAAUGGAAACAGAAUGCACCUGAGCUCAAUUUCGAGUCUCAUAGCAAAGGGUCUGAAUACUUAAGUAAAUAAGGUAUUUCUGUUUUUUAUUUUUAAUAAAUGUGCAAAAAUUUCUAAACCUGUUUUCGCUUUGUCAUAAUGGGGGUAUUGUGUGUAGAUUGAUGAGUUUUAUUUAUUCAAUCAUUUUUAGAAUAAGGCUGUAACGUAAACAAAAUGUGGAAAAAGCGAAGGGGUCUGAAUACUUUCCCGAAUGCACUGUAACUAAUCAUAGUGUUUUUUUUGGCAGCUGUGAACUGUAGUGAGAACUUCAAGUGCAGGGCUGGGGACUGCAUCAACAAAAUUAACCCUGAGUGUGAUGGUGUCAUUGACUGCUCUAACGAGGCUGAUGAGAAGAACUGUGGUGAGUUUAUCGCUGGCCUGUCUCACAAACUGUACAACUAUCUCAGUUGUCAACAUACAGUGCCUUCAGAAAGUAUUCACACCCUUAGACUUUUUCCACAUUUUGUUGUGUUACAGCCUGAAUUUAAAAUUGAUUAAAUUUUUAUUUUGUGGCACUGACCUACACACAAUACCCCAUAAUGUCAAAGUGGAAUUAUGUUUUGAGAACUUUUUACAAAUUAAUUAAAUAUGAGUUAAAUUAAGGAGUAAACUUACAUGGACUCACUCUUUGUGCAAUAAUAGUGUUUAACAUGAUUUUUGAAUGACUACCUCAGCUGUGUACCCCACACAUACAGAUAAUUGUAAGGUCCCUCAGUCGAGCAGUGAAUUUCAAACACAGAUUCAACCAAAAAGACCAGGGAGGUUUUCUAAUGCCUCGCAAAGAAUGGCACCUAUUGGAUUUCACCAUGAGGCCAAUGGUGACUUUAAAACAGUUACAAAGUUUAAUGGCUGUGAUAAGAGAACUGAGGAUGGAUCAACAACAUUGUAAUUACUCAACAAUACUUACCUAAAUGACAGAGUGAAAAGAAGGAAGCCUCUACAAAAUAAAAAUAUUCCAAAACAUGCAUCACCUCUUUUCGGAGUACAUAACCAGCUUCUCAGGCUCCAUCUCAGUGUGCUUCAUCCUAUAGCUAGAGGACUUCUGAGAUCUCCAGCAGUGAUAAGUAUACUUUUUGUCUUUAUCUGUUAUCUAGUACAGUCUUUUUGUGAGCUAAGGCCAUCUAAUUUAAGUGCUGCCUGUCUUCCCAGUAGCCUACUUGCUGUGUGAACUACUGACUGCUAUUAAUUUGCAGAUGAUUGUUGACACAUCAACCAGGAUUAAGGGGCAGGGCAAUUUGGGACUGUUGUUGUUUUGGUCAUCAGUGGCUGUAUUGGAGAGGGAGGUGUGCUCUUCACCUUUGCAAGGCAAUUAGCAAUUAAUAUUAGUACUUCAGUCUCCCCUGUUUUCUCAGCGGUGGUCUUGUCAGCGGUGCAAAACUAAGACCGUCGCCGAAUCAAAGACUGUUCAGCCGAGUUGUUCUGCAGAGUUAUUUGAGGAAGGAAAGAGAGGAAGACUCCACACCACUCUCUGACUUUAGUAUCUUAUCUAGUUAUUUUCAGAUGAUCUCAUUUUGCUCUUUUGUAGCUUUGGCAACUAUGUGUGUGUUUUCUAUUCCAGUUGGCUGCAACCUUUCUACAGACGCUCCCCACCCCUUGGCUGCAACCUUUCUAAUUUAGUGUACCCUGCGUGUACAACCCAUGUGGAAUUCCUGGACUCUGGCAGCGUUUGGAACUGCCGAUCUGUGGUUAAGAACGCAGAGUUCAUCUCAGCCUAUGCUGCCCUUCAGUCCCUGGACUUUUUGGCCCCGACGGAGACAUGGAUCACCCCAGAGAACACUGCUACUCCAGCUGCUCUCGCUUUAUAUGACUACAUAUUCUCUCAUAGUCCGAGAGCAUCUGGUCAUCGAGGUGGUGGCACAGGGCUACUAAUUUCUCCUAAGUGGAGAUGUUCUCUUUUCUCCCUCUCUCACCUGUCCAUCUCUUAUUUCGAAUUCCAUGCUGUCACUGUCACUUGUCCCCUCAAGCUUAACAUUGUUGUCAUCUAUCGCCCACCAGAUGCCCUUAGAGAGUGCCCUUAGAGGUGCCCUCAAUGAGCUUGACACCUUGAUAAGCUAAUUUCCUGGCGAUGGUUCACCGCUCUUAGUACUUGGCAACUUCAACCUCCCAACGUCUGCCUUCAAUUCAUUUCUUUCCAACUCUCUCUUUCCCCUCGCCUCUUUUGACCUCACCCUUUCGCAGUCCCCUCCCACUCACAAGGCAGGCAAUACGCUUGACCUCAUCUUUACUAGAUGCUGUUCGCCUACUAAUCUCACUGCAACCCCCCCUCCAGGUUUCUGAUCACUACUUUUUUAUAUAUUUUUUAAAAAAUCAUUUUCUGUCUACCUUUCCUCCAACCCUAGCCACUCAGUCCCUACCCAGAUGGUGAUGUGCCGUCACAAUCUUCUCCCGCUCUCUCUCCUCUUCUCUCUCUCUCUCUCUCCUCUUCUAUCCUCUCUCCAUUCUGCUGAAUCCUUUUCCCUCCUGUCUCCUGAUUCUGCCUCUUCAACCCUACUCUCCUCCCUUUCCGCAUCCUAUGACUCGCACUGUCCCCUUUCCUCCCGGCCGGCUCGCCCCUCCCUUCCUGCUCCGUGGCUGAGUGACUCAUUGCGAGUUUACAGAAUAGGGCUGCGGGCAGCUAAACUUCUGGAGGACCUAUCAUCCUUCCACUCCCUCACUCAACCUUCUCUUCCUCUGUAUCUGCUGCUAAAGCCACCUUCUAUCACUCUAAAUUCAAGCUACUGCCUCUAACCCCUCAUUUUAUACCUUCUCCCUCCUUAAUCCUCCACCCCCUCCCCUCCCUCCUCCCUCUCUGCGGACGACUUUGUCAACCACUUUGAAAAGAAGGUUGACGACAUCCGCUUCUCAUUCACUCAGCCUAUUGAGUCCACUGGUCCCACUUACACGGAACUACACUACGCCUUGACCUCUUUCUACCCUCUCUCUCAACAUGAAAUUCUGCGACUAGUGAGGUCCAGCCACCCGACAACCUGCACGCUCGACCCCAUCCCCUCCUCCCUUCUCAAGACCACCUCUGGAGACCUCCCUCAUCAACUCAUCCCUGACCACUGGCUGCGUCCCCUCUGACUUCAAAAUAGCCCGAGUCGCUACCCUUCUCAAGAAACCAACACUCGACUCCUCUGACAUCAGAAACUACAGACUGGUAUCCCUUUCUUUUAUUUCCAAAACACUUGAGUGUGCUGUCUAUGACCAACUCUCUCGCUAUCCCUCUCAGAACAAUCUUCUUGACCCUAACCAGUCAGGCUUUAAGACGUGCCACUCAACCGAGACUACUCUUCUCUGUGUCCCGGAGGCUCUCCGCACUGCCAAAGCUACAUUUCUAUCCUCUGUCUCAUCCUCCCAGAUCUAUCUGCUGCCUUCGACACUGUGAAACAUCAGAUCCUCCUCACCCACUCAGGGCUGGGUGUCUCAGGCUCUGCACACUCUUGGAUUGCAUCCUACCUGGCAGGCCGCUCCUACCAGGCAGGGUUGCCAGGUCUAGAUACAAUUUUUAGCCCAAUGACCACUCAACCUGCCCAAAAGGCCUGAAAACUAGCCCAAUUUUGAGAGGAGUUGCCACAAUUAUACAAUAAACCCUUUUUCCAUAACGUUGUCGAGCCAAUUAAGAAGGAAUAUCGACGUAACUUGUAAUGACGUUAGAAGCAAAAUUCAGUUUAUCAAAAUAAUAAUUAUUGCGAGCUAGGACAUGACGUAAUAAAGGAAUUUGAAUAUCACAAGAGAAAAGAUCAUUCGGCAGAUGAUUUUCCAUCAAUGGAUGUCGAUUUACCUCGAUUGACUGCUAUGAUUAAGCAAUAAGACACGAGGGGGUUACGGUACUGAAUAUGGCCAAUACAGUGCAUUCGGAAAGUAUUGCUAUGAGACUCGAAAUUGAGCUCAGGUGCAUCCUGUUUCCAUUGAUCAUCCUUGAUGUUUCUACAACUUGAUUGGAGUCCACAUGUGGUAAAUUCAAUUGAUUUGGAAAGGCAUACACCUGUCUAUAUAAGGUCCCACAGUUGACAGUGCAUGUCAGAGCAAAAACCAAGCCAUGAGGUCGAAGGAAUUGUCCUUAGAUCUCCGAGACAGGAUUGUGUCAAGGCACAGAUCUGGGGAAGGGUACCAAAACAUUUCUUCAGCAUUGAAGGUCCCCAAGAACACAGCGGCCUCCAUCAUUCUUAAAUGGAAGAAGUUUGGAAACACCAAGCCUCUCCCUAGAGCUGGCAGCCCGGCCAAACUGAGCAAUCGGGGGAGAAGGGCCUUGGUCAGGGAGGUGAUCAAGAACCCGAUGGUCACGCUGACAGAGCUCUAGAGUCCCUCUGUGGAGAUGGGAGAUCCUUCCAGAAGGACAACCAUCUCUGCAUCACUUCCACCAAUCAGGCCUUUAUGGUAGAGUGGACAGAUGGCAGUCACUCCUCAGUAAAAGGCACAUGACAGACCACUUGGAGUUUGCCAAAAGGCACCUAAAGGACUCUCAGACAAUGAGAAACAUGAUUCUCUGGUCUGAUGAAACAAAGAUUGAACUCUUUGGCCUUAGUGCCAAGCGUCACGUCUGGAGGAAACCUGGCACCAUCCCUAUGGUGGUGCAGCAUCAUGCUGUGGGGAUGUUUUUCAGCGGCUGGGACUGGGAUACUAGUCAGGAUCGAGGGAAAGAUAAACGGAGCAAAGUACAGAGAGAUCCUUGAUGAAAACAUUCUCAGGACAACGAUCCUAAGUACACAGCCAAGACAACGUAGGAGUGGCUUCGGGACAAGUCUCUGAAUGUCCUUGAGUGGCCCAGCCAGAGCCCGGACUUGAACCCGAUUUAACAUCUCAGGAGAGACCUGAAAAAAGCUGUGCAGCGAUGCUCCCCAUCCAACCUGACAGAGGUUGAGAGGAUCUGCAGAGAAUGGGAGAAACUCUGCAAAUACAGGUGUGCCAAGCUUGUAGCGUCAUACUCAAGAAAACUCGAGGCUGUAAUCGCUGCCAAAGGUGCUUCAACAAAGUACUGAGUAAAGGGUCUGAAUACUUAUGUAAAUGUGAUAUUUCAUAAAACCUGUUUUGUGUAGAUUGAUGAGGGAAACAAACUAUUUAAUCAAUUUUAGAAUAAGGCUGUAACGUAACAGAAUGUGGAAAAAGCCAAGAGGUCUGGAUACUUUCCGAAUGCACUGUAUACCACGGCUGAGGGCUGUUCUUAAGUAUGACGUAACGCGGAAUGCCUGGAUACAGCCAUUAGCCGUGGUAUAUUGGCCAUUUACCACAACCCCCGGGGUGCCUUAUUGCUAUUAUAAACUGGUUAACAACGUAAUUAGAAAAGUAAGUCAUUUUUUUGUCAUACCCGUGGUAUAUGGCCCGAUAUAUCACGGCUUUCAGCCAGUCAGCAUUCAGGGCUCGAACACGGUUUAAAAUUGCUAAUAAAUCCCUUUUGCGCAUGUGCAUAACUAUAGAUAAAUCCGACAGGAGUGUUUGAGUGAUGAGAGUUAGACAGAGGAUCUCAAAAUCGGUUUGUAGAUGUUAAGACUACAAACCGUUAUAAAUGGCCCAUUUGCGAGAUUGACUUGUAAUUUCAAUAGGCAUAGUCCACAGUAGCGGUACCUGGGUAAAAUCACCGGGGAAGCCAAACCAGGGAAAAAAAGCAAUUUUACAACCUAUGUUUUGUGAUAAUUGCGUUGUUUUCUCUAUAACCUAUUAGUUCAUAUGCCUUGACACCGUGAUAUAAGGCAGAGACAAUAAGAAGACACAGUGGCGGAAUAAAUUCUACCACACAUUUGUUUCAUUACAAAACCGGAGAGCAACAUCUGUCCGGUGACGUCCACAAAACAUAUUGGAUGUAACAGUUACAUAACCUACAGCAUGGUCAAGCAAGGUAAUGUUUCUGACAUUUUCGGACUACUAAACUAUUGAUUUAGAACCACGUAGAGUUACCACAAGUCGCAAAGAAAACAGGAGCUUCUUCCACUAUUCCAGCACCAUUUCAACAUCAUGUAAUCACCUAAUCUUAGUCUACUACAGUGCCAACUAAAAGAUACCAAAAACAUUUUAGUCCAAUCAACGUAAGGUAAAUAUGAUGUGGCUGUCCAUGGUACUGAUUUGUGUGUGUGUGCGUGCAAGUAGAAAAAACAUGUUGACUCACCCUACUUGUAGAGAAACGCCAAUGCCAUUCUCUUUCAUGUUGCCUAAACGGUCUAUGACUGUCAUUUAGUACAUGCUUUUAGUUUUUGUUGUCCUAGGCUACCUGGUUAAAAUGCUUGCUCGCUAGCCUAACUUUCUUUUAUGGGCAACGAUACGCCAGGCCAGCUAGUUAACAUUAGCAAACUACAUCUAGCUACACGUUGAACUUCCAUCAUCUCAGGCCAGGGGCACAAUGUAUGAAUUUAUUGUUGGAUCAGAAUCGCCGAAAUAAUCAUUGGCCAGUAUGGAGAAUCAAGUAAAACCACUCCAAAUAACUAUCUCCAUCCAAGGCUAAUAUAGGAAAGGUUCGAUUUUAGCUAGCCACCGGAGGACAACAACAUGAGAUGCAACAAUUCAAGUUAUUUUCUGUCAACAAUUACAUUUGGCCUGUGAUGUGAUUGGUCUGAAGCCAAAUCCAAACUGGCUUCCCUUGACACAAUGUUUUGGUGCGCCAGGACCAUUCACAGCUGAGCUCGCUCAGUUUAGCUCAAGGCUGAUUGCCUAUUAUUUUAUUUUUUAUCAGCUUGCUUAGUUCAAAUUAACAGACUAAUUAAUUCAACAUGAAUAGGGAGGCGAUUUCGAGGUAAGACGUGCUUGUGUUUCCCAAUAGCCAGCUGGAAUAGGCUACUGAGGAUGGGGUCAUAAUUUUAAUCACUGAAUUAAAUAUUAAUAAUUUGUAUUUGAACUGAAUAUGCUUGUCAACAACAGCUAGUGUUUUUUUACUUGUAGCCUAUGACUACUGUUACAGUCAAUCUAAUGCGUUCUAACAACCGAUCAGCAAUUGCGAUAGAGAUUUGAUAACUUCCGAUUGAAUUAACAAAACAUGGCCAUUAAUAAUUGCACAAUAACACAAGGCUACAAAUGGGCACAAAUGUAUUUGCAAUGACUCCAGUGAUAUCGUCAUUUCAACAUAUUUUUUGUAUCAAAUGGUAGCCUACAGUAGCCUACAAUGACAUAUAAAUUAAUAGGCUAAUUGAUGGCCAACAGAGGCAAAAGUAUCAUUCGCUACAUUUAAUGUCAGUUUCAUUGAGGACUUUGCCACAUAAAAAGAACCACGCGAGGGAGUUCCAUAACUUUCAUUUCAAAUUUCCACUCACGCAGCCCCAGAGACCCAAGAACUGAUGAGCAUGCGUAAAACACUUCGCUUUAAAACCGUUUUCUUUAAGAAAAGUCGACAUUAGAAUGGAGUUUAAACCACCUCUGAGCGAAGUUAUGUAAUGCGCUCUAGUGCGCCCAAAGUCGUUUCCAAUGCUUUGUCUCCACUAUUUAUUGAUGUGCAUUAGUUCUAGCGUGUUAAUAUGUUUUAUGGAAAAAGGGUUGGAAAAAGGUAGGUGUCUCCAUAAUGACAAUCUAUACUGAACAAAUAAAUACUGAACAAAAAAUAAAUAAAAAAUAUUAACACAACAUGCAACAAGUUCAAAGAUUUUACUGAGUUACAGUUCAUAUGAGGAAUUCAGUCAAUUGAAAUAAAUUCAUUAGGCCCUAAUCUAUGGAUAUCACAUGACUGGGAAUACAGAGAUGCAUCUGAUGGUCAAAGAUACCUUAAAAUAAAUGGGCCUCACAAUGGGCCUCAGGAUCUCGUCACGGUAUUUCUGUACAUUCAAAUUGCCAUCGAUAAAAUGCAAUUGCGUUCGUUGUCCGUAGCUUAUGCCUGUCCAUACCAUAACCCCACCGCCACCAUGGGGCACUCUGUUCACAACGUUAACAUCAGCAAACUGCUCGCCCACACAACGCCAUACACGUGGUCUGCGGUUGUGAGGCCGGUUGGAUGUACUGCCUAAUUCUCUAAAAUGACAUUGGAGGCGGCUCAUGGUAGAGAAAUGAACAUUAAAUUAUCUGGCAACAGCUCUGGUGGACAUUCCUGCAGUCAGCAUGCCAAUUGCACUGUGUUGUGUGACAAAACUGCACAUUUUAGAGUGGCCUUUUAUUGUCCCUAGCACAAGGUGCACCUGUGUAAUGAUAAUGCUUUUUAAUCAGCUUCUUGAUAUGCCACACCUGUCAGGUGGAUGGAUUAUCUUGGCAAAGGAGAAAUGCUCACUAACAAGGAUGUAAGCAAAUAUGUGCACAAAUUUUGAGAGAAAUACGCAUUUUGUGCAAAUGAAAAUUUCUAGGAGUUUUUAUUUCAGCUCAUGAAACAUGGGACCAACACUUUACAUGUUGCGUUUAUAUUUUUGUUCAGUGUAAAUAGCCUACCUACAACUGGUAAAAAGUUGUCACGAUGUGCACGCGUGCUGCUCUGUUUCCUCUCACUCACGUGGCUCAGCCAAUAGUGGACUUAGCUGCCUGCUGUAGCGCUCUCUCAACACACACACACCCCUCCGGCCCUCCCCACCACUCACUCACUCAGCAACAGACUGCCUCGCUGUCAGCAGCAGGUCACAGUGAAAUCAUUUUUUAAGAGAAAUGCCAUGGUGGUUGUGGUGUAACUUAGAAAUAGUCCUAAAACCUGCAACCAAUAUACACUAUAUAUGCAAAAGUAUGUGGACACCCCUUCAAAUUGGUGGAUUCGGUUAUUUCAGCCGAUGUUGCUGACAGGUGUAUAAAAUCGAGCACACAGCCACGCAAUCUCCAUAGACAAACAUUGGCAAUAGAAUGGCCUUACUGAAGAGCUCAGUGACUUUCAACGUGGCACCGUCAUAGGAUGCCACCUUUCCAACAAGUCAGAUCGUCAAAUUUCUGCCAUGCUAGAGCUGCCCCGGUCAACUGUAAGUGCUGUUAUUGUGAAGUGGAAACGUCUAGGAGCAACAAUGGCUCAGCAACUUCAGCACAAUAAAUGUUUGUUGGGAGAUUCUUGAAAUGGGUUUUCAUGGCCGAGCAGCCACACACAAACCUAAGAUCACCAUGCGCAAUGCCAAGGGUCGGAUGGAGUGGUGUAAAGCGUGCCGCCAUUGGACUCUGUAUCAGUGGAAACGCGUUCUCUGAAGUGAUGAAUCACGCUUCUUAUCGCACCCCCCCCCCCCCUUCUCACCUGACACCUCCCCUAGCUCUGACUUUGCUGAUAGCUACUCUAUUGAGGAAAAAUGUACUUACAAUGACUGAUAUGUGGUUGUCUGACCUAGCUAUCUUAAGAUGAAUGCACUAACUGUAAGUUACUCUGGAUAAGAGCGUCUGCUAAAUGACAAAUGUAAAUAAGGCACUAAAGUAAAACUGCAAAAGAUGUGGUGAAGAAAUUAACUUUGUCUUGAAUACAGUGUUAUGUUUGGGGCAAAUCCAACACAACACAUCAUUGAGUACCACUCUUCAUAUUUUCAAGCAUUUUGUUGGCUGCAUCAUGUUAUGGGUAUGCUUGUCAUAGGCAAGGACUAGGGAGUUUUUUUUAGGAUAAAAAUAAACGGAAUCGAGCUAAGCAAAGGCAAAAUCCUAGAGGAAAACCUGGUUCAGUCUGGUUUCCAACAGACACUGGGAGACAAAUUCACCUUUCAGCAUGACAAUAACCUAAAACACAAGGCCAAAUCUACACUGGAGUUGUUUACCAAGACGACAUUGAAUGUUCCUGAGUGACCUAGUUACAGUUUUGACUUAAAUCAUCUUGAAAAUCUAUGGCAGGACUUGAAAAUGGCUGUCUAGCAAUGAUCAACAACCAAAUUGGCAGAGCUUGAAGAAUGUUAAAAAAAAAAGUGCAAAUAUUUUACAAUCCAGAUGUGCAAAGCUCUUAGGUGAUUCUAACAUGUAUUGACUCAGGGGUGUGAAUACUUAUGUAAAUUAGAUAUUCCUUUAUUUCAUUUUCAAUAAAUUAGCUAACAUUUCUAAAAACAUGUUUUGACUUUGCCAUUAUGGGGUAUUGUGUGUAGAUCGGUGAGAAAAAUAAAUUUUGAUUUCAGGCUGUAAUGACAAAAUGUGGAAUAAGUCUGUAUGUAGCAGAUGUAGAUGGACCCAAUUUUACAAUCCCUCUUCAAAACAUUGACGACUUUUGAAGUUCUAAGUUGCCAUCCUGCACUCUUUCUCUCCUCAGACUGUGGCAUGCGUCCGGCGGUGGGCUCCCAGAGGAUUGUGGGUGGCUUGACAGCACGGAGGGGGGAGUGGCCAUGGAUUGGCAGCCUACAGUAUCAACGCUUACACCGCUGUGGAGCCACUCUCAUACACUCUAAGUGGCUCCUGACUGCUGCCCACUGCAUCAAAGGGUACAUUUUACAUUUUAGGCAUUUAGCAAACGCUCUUAUCCAGAGCGACUUACAGUUAGUGAGUGCAUAAAUUUUUUCAUACUGGUCCCCCGUGGGGAUCGAACCCACAACCCUGGCGUUGCAAGCACCAUGCUCUACCAACUGAGCUACACGGGACUACAGAAUACAUCACUGUCUGUCAGGGCCUAAUAUGUAUUGUAGACCAUUCACAUUGUCACAUACUGUAGAAGAGUGAUUCCUCAUGAAACCCAGAUAAAAAAAUACCAUAAUUUUGGGGAUUUUCAUGAUUAGUCCUUUGGAGGAAGAAUUGUUGACAUACAUUUGACAUUUGUAUCUAAAAGCAUAAUAUAGAAAUCAUUUAUCAAAGUUGGCAUAUUUAUUACAUUUUGGCCUUACCCAGGCCUCCUUUAAGACUCCAUAAUGUUUCAACUGUAGAUGCUACAAAGCAAACGUUGGUGUCAUAUAAAGCUUUACCAGUUGCUCUGUAAUAUGAGUAGUAUUUAGAUUUCCAAAACUGUUCUCUCUUUACAUUAAUUUAUGAAUAUUGACAAAUAAACAUAAAUAUAGAAAAUAUACAAUUUUAGAUUUGGCAAAUAUCAAAGUUUCAGAGUGAGCUCUGCUAGUUUAAAAGUUAUGGCCCAUUUUAGUAUAUAGAGAAAUUGGCAUAGUAGGCAACGUAUCCAAUCACAGCCCUCUUUUUACUUGUAUCAUUGCACAUCCAGCAGAGGGCAACCAUUUUGAAUCAAUUUUCACAUUCAUUCUUGGUAACGCUUACAAAUUCAAUCAUAACUCUAAUAAAAGUAGGAGAGAUCCCACUUUUGAAACUUUGAUAUGCCAGUAGUGCAGGGUUCCCAACUGGCGGCCCAUGGGCCGAAUUUGGUCCCCAUAGUUUUCUGAGCAAAAACCUUUUUAUUUGUAUUUUUUCAUUGUUGGACAUUAAAAUAAUUUUGGAAAUCUGUUCCCAAGUAUUCCCACGCAUAAUAGAGAGACGUGGUCGUAUACAAAUAUAAGCAUGGUUUGAAAUGAUUGUUUUAGUCAAAUAUUAUAUCUGUUUGGGAUUCUUGCAGUCAAUCUGCAGUCUACAAAUUAUUUGUAAUUAUGUUCCGGCUCCCGACCAUCCGCUCAAGAAAAAAUCCGGCGCGCGGCUGAAUCUAGUUGAUGAUCUCUGCCGUAGAGUAUAUUAUGUUCAACAAUAUAAAAAAUUGCCAAAUAAAUAAAUGGUAUUUUCAAUAUUCAUCUUUAUACAUUUUUAUUAUUCAUAAAUUAAUGUUUAAAAAAGUUAUUGAAAUCAAAAUACUACUCAUAUUACAGAGCAAGCAUGUGACACCAAUGUUUGCUUUGUAGCACCUACAGAUGAAACACUAUGGAGUCUGGGUAAGGCCAAAAUGUCAUAAAUAUGCCAACUUUUAUAAAUUAUUUCUCAAUUAUGCCUCAAUUAUGCUUUAGAUACAAAUGUCAAAUAUAUGUCAACAAUCCUUCCUCCAAAGGCCUAUUCUAUGGAUUACACUUCAUGAUAAUCAUCAAAAUCAUAGAUUUUUUUGUCUGUGUUUCGUGAGGAAUCAUUCAUAAAUUGUUUACUUACACAGGGAGGGACAUCAGAUUCCCCAUAACAUAUCCUUCCAUUUUUUUUUUUAAAUAGGGUAAAAGGUGUGCACGUCUGUCUGUCUCUCGUGCACCUCAUAACUGUAUAUAGAACAUUCACUUCUACACAUAAUCCAAAAUCCAUGCCCUGCCUAAACAGUCAGUUAAAUAAUCAGCUAAUUUUCCUCAUCCCGUCACCAUAGUGACUCCAACCCUGGCGGCUGGUCAGUGAGUCUGGGUUCAGUGCUGAGGUCCGGGGUGGGAGCUCUGGUUAUCCCCAUCCAAAGGAUCAUACUGCACCCAGGCUUCAACAGAACCAACAUGGACUAUGAUGUGGCCCUGCUGGAGCUGGCUGUCCCAGCACCCAGGUCCUACACCAUCCAGUUGGUUUGCCUCCCCUCUCCCGUACACAGCUUUCUGAAGAACACUGAGUGCUACAUCACUGGCUGGGGCUCCAUGAGGGAGGGAGGUGAGAGUAAUAUCAGAUAAAAUGUUUCAUAUGUUCAAAUAAGUGUAAGUGAUGUGUGUAUAAAUCUUGCAAUGCUAAUCAUUGACUAUGUGACUCAUGUUGACAUUUGUCUCACCCACAGGUUCGCUGACCAACCUGCUCCAGAAAGCUGAUGUGAACAUCAUUGAGCAGUCAGACUGCCAGCAGGCAUACGGCAACAGCCUCACCCCGAGCAUGAUGUGUGCCGGCUACAUGGAGGGGGGCAAAGACACAUGCCUGGUAAGAGCUCAGAUGACAUGAAGUGCAGUGCACACUUUCUCCAAUUUGAAGCAACUGAAGUCUUUUAAAACACUUCAGCUCAAGAUACGUUAACAUUGUUCGGUACUCUUGCCCUUUCUUGAAAGACAAACUUUGAGUGGUUGUUUAUCCUAAGACACUGCUGCACUUAAGCAAGUGAUGCUUAUCUGUACAUUGUUUCUCCUUAAAAUUGCACCAGCAGUCAGCCUCCUCUUCUCUUAAGCUGCUUAUGUAACCAAGUCAGCCGAUUUGCAUUCCUGGGUCCGGGCAUCCAGCGUCUAGCUAGCCAAAUGGCACUCUACUCAGCAAAAGAACAAAAAUAAUCACACAGAGUCACUGUUCCCAAAAGUACAUUUAUGGUCUGCAUGGUGACAAACAUUUAAAUCGGGUGACUUAUUUUUGUUCUUAUGCUGUAAAUCGACCUUCCCAAGACCAGUGCACAUUUUGGAUGUGCUUAUUGCCUUGUAUUUUGAAUUCUCUACCACAAAGUUGUCAACCGAGGUCUCUCUCUUUCUGAAACGCAGGGAGAUUCUGGUGGCCCCCUGACGUGUCGUGAACUCUCUGGCCAGUGGUUUGUUGCCGGGGUGACCAGCUGGGGACAUGGCUGCGGACGGACUGCUUUCCCAGGAGUCUAUAUGCGGGUCACUGCCAUCAGGGAAUGGAUAUCCAACUAUCUGCACUUCUGA